Orbicella faveolata is the source of this 2496-nucleotide messenger RNA. RefSeq lists its product as uncharacterized. Lineage: Eukaryota; Metazoa; Cnidaria; Anthozoa; Scleractinia; Merulinidae. The record is from RefSeq and is a predicted model, not a curated record.
AUGUCGGCCAAUUUUCAGCUUGCCGAGGCUGCUGCUUUUAUUGUGUGUUCAGUUUUAGUUCGUCUUGGAUACUUCAUUGGCCUCUCCAAAUCCGUUCCUGUUCCCCAGACUAGAAUCAGGUUUUUGGGUUUUCUGUCUGAUUCCAUCCUUCAAGCUUUCCUUAUUCCACAAGAUAAGAGAAUCAAGUUUGCCACCCUUCGUGACUCCAUUCUCCAGUACCGAGUAGUGUCUAUCAAGACGCUUCAGCGAUUCGCAGGCAAGAUUACCUCUUUUUCCUUAGCUGUCCCAGCUGCUCAGUUAUACGCGAGAGAAGUUUACCGCGCUAUUUCUCUGGCAAAUCGUUCCUCUCGGCUCAUCAAAGUUGUUGGUGACCUUCGUUCCGAGAUAAAUCAUUGGCGGUUUUUAGAUUCUUGGUCCGAGCAUCUCCCCUGGAUGGAUGAGCGUCAUUUAGUAGUGAAUGUAACCAGCGACGCAUCCCAAUACUCGUGGGGUGGCAUAGCUUACAAUCCCUCCGGACCGCCCUUAGAGACUCGAGAUAUUUGGAGAGAAGACGUCAGAGACAAACCUAUUGCAGUUAAGGAAGCCCUCGCACUCCAAAUUAAGUCGAACAAGAGUUAUGAACGUCAGAAGUCCUCUCUUUACAAGGAACUUGUAAAUUUUCUUUCUUCUCUCCCGGUUCCAAAAGCUCUUCCUUCCGCUUCUCCAUCAGACAUUAAGAAGUUUCUGGUGUGGAAGGAUAACUCAGGAAAGACCGUUGUUCACCUUUUGGAUUGUCUAGGCCUGGGCCAACGCCAGCGCGUCUCCUGUUCAUGUCCAACCAGGUUGGCUGCUGGAACUGUGGACAGCUUAAUUGGGAAAUUCAGGUCCAUUUUUGUUGAGGAGGGUUUGGGAGGGAAAUGGGACGACCGAUUAGGUAUUGGAAAUCCCGUCUCCCAUCCCUCUAUUAAAGCUUAUUUGAAGUGUGUACGAGAAGAGCAAGCCCAGGCUCGAGUACAGCCUCGUAAGGCCGUUCUCCUUUUUACAAAUAAAUUUUUGGCUAUAGCGCGUUCAAUCCUGUCUAAACUUAGAAAGCCCUACACUUCGCCUUCGCUUUUGUAUAUCCUCAGUAGGGAUCUUAGUUUCUUUUGCAUUGAUUUUUUCUCUGGAAACCGUUCAUCGGACCUAGGAAGAACCAAGUCUGAAGAAGUGCUUCUUUUUCCCAGCUCCUCCGGGUUACUCUUUAACCAUACUUUUGGUAAGACGUUAAGGGGAAAUUCUACACACCCUUUUUCUGUAAGGAGUUCUAGUAAUUCUGAUAUUUGUCCAGUGCGUAAUUUUAUGUUGUAUCUAAAUAUCUGUCGUUUGAUUAGUGUAGAUAUUUCUCAAGGCUAUUUAUUCCGCGCUACCAGCAAAGCUGGCCACAUUUCUGAUAAACCUUUCAUUGGUUCUUCAGUUUAUAAUCGUUUUAAACAGUAUCUUAAGGAUGCUGGCUUAGACGGUGGCGAAACUCCCCACAGCCUUCGCGCCGGAUGUUCUAUUACUCUGGAAUUGCUGGGAGUUUCUAAGUCUGAUAUUGCUAAGCACAUAGGUUGGUGCUCUGCUAGCAUGGUAGAUCAUUAUAAUGACUUAGAGCAGAUUGUAAAACCCGGUUACACAGCUGAAGUUUUGUCAUGUACCGCUUCAUCCCAGGCUUCUUCCUCCGCUACUCAGGAUGCUAUUUCCUUUUACCGGGAUGUAAAUGAACUGAAGAAUUUCAGUCCGGUUUUUCCAUAGUUUGUAUUGGUUUUGCCUUUCACUGUUUUGUGGCUUCAUAUCUUGAAGGUUGUAAAGUUUGCAAUAAAGCUUUUUGAGUUAUGGGGAGAGUUACGGUCAUCUGUGUAUUUCGACUGGGACCCUACCGCCCUGCCUAGCUUUCGGGAGUAGCAGCCGUAGGGCUCGCUUCUUCCCAUAUCUUAUCCUUACCUGGGGCGUUUGGGAGUGAGGGCUCCCAGUGGGAAUUUAUUGCUAUUCUCACUGGGGCCAUCUCGUACAAACGCCCCAAAUCUCUCCGGGAUUCAAGGAUAAAAACCCCCGCGCGCUCGUAGUCUCCUGGGUGUUCUGUUUCACACAGGUUUUGUAUAAAUAGGCCUGUUUUGGCCUGUUUAAUUCUCUUUUCGUUAAACUUUCGCCAGUCGUUAGCUUGGCGUCCCUCCCAAUCAUGUCUUCAUAUCUUUCUCCGCAGUUCAACUAUAUGAUAUUUCGUAUACUCACUUGCAUCAAAGGUGAACUGUCAUAAAACGAGUCAGCAUGGUAAUAAUAGGACGAACGUAUGAAUAGAAACAAAAACUAAAAACACUAUAAAAUUAAACACCUGAUGAUUUCAAACAAUUUCCGUUUUUGAGACAAGUCUAUACUUUUACAAGAUGUGAGUUUGGAAUACGAUACUUCGUACUGGAAUAAAACGAAACAAACCAUUUGUAUUUCAAGGAAAUAUAGCUGUUUUACAAAAAAUUAUAGGAAUAACAUCGAUAGUGUGAA